Pomacea canaliculata is the source of this 7673-nucleotide messenger RNA. RefSeq lists its product as uncharacterized. Lineage: Eukaryota; Metazoa; Mollusca; Gastropoda; Architaenioglossa; Ampullariidae. The coding region runs from base 694 to 4701 and encodes 1335 amino acids. The transcript is spliced from 40 exons. The record is from RefSeq and is a predicted model, not a curated record. Gene Ontology annotation, molecular function: ligand-gated calcium channel activity. Gene Ontology annotation, biological process: calcium ion transmembrane transport.
AGCAUACUUAAACACAUGGCAGGUGUGAACAUACGUUCCAGUCUGUACUUCACCAACGACCGGUACUAGUCUAGAUACAACCACGAACUUAUAUACACGUCCAUGAUACAACUGACUGAAGGAAUGCGACAGAAGAAUCUCCCACCCAUCCACCUUAUAUUCGCCACAAUAUUACUGCAGGGUCGAGGAUUUCGCCUCAUUCAUUUCAUGUAUUCACCCUUUCGUGCAGUCAAAAAGACGUGUCUGGAGCACAUGGAUAGACGUGGAAGAUGACAAGGCCCGCCAUUCACACUUUUUUCAGGCUGUAGCGAGCAGGUCCACACAGGAUGAUCCGUCCACUCUUUAUGGAUCUUAAGCCAUUUGUGCAGCGUGCUCCAUUAUUGGAACGGCAGUCACGUGGUAGUUAUUUAUAUCCCUCUGCUCAAGGCCAUCGUCGGGCUCCGACUUUUCGCUCACGUCUGCUUCACGUCUGCUUCCUGGAGUUCAGUCAGUCCCGUCGUGCACUGAGUUAGUCGCUUUGCUGCAGAUAUUUGCUUUGCUGGGAUCUCCUCGAGAAAUGAUGUGAAUUUUCUGCACACUUUUGAAGAAUCUUCCGACGACAGGAGCAAGGCCUCCUGUUCCUGGUUCUCGGGGACGCUAGUUCGCGACACGGUCUCUAUCUGUCUUUAUACAGGAAUAUAAAAAGAUACGUGAAUGUCAACCAACAGAGUUUCACCUGAACCCACCAAGGAACCUUCGAUUCACUCAUGGGGAAGCCCAAAAUCCACGACUUUACAGCAAGAACACACACAGAGUGAGAAAAAUGAAAUGGGUGGAAAAUGGCAACAACUUCUAGCUUCAAUAUGUUCUCGUCUGGACUACGGUGCAAGAGAAGAAAUUGACUUUCAGAACGAAAUCUUGGAUCGGUGUUUUGGAAACAGCGGUACAAAACAGGAAAGCCAGGAACAAAAAAGCAGUGGGAGCAGCAAUACAGCAAACGAUAACAUGUGCGACAGUUACCCCGUGAAGAAACCCUUGGUUAUAUUAUACUUAUCUCAAAACAGCGUCCCCUUUAUUCUCGCGAGGUCUAGAAGAAAAAAGAAUGCUUUUGAACGUAUCCUGGCGAACUGUGUGUUCACUGAGGAUGUCUGGAUUUUCACACACGCUCAAACGAAAGACUACUUUAAGAAAUUCAAAGAUGAACUGAAACCAAAAAACUCUUCGUUCUUCUUCUUCUUCUACACUGACUCCAGAACCACAAAACAGUCUUUGCAGGAGAUUUCUAAGGACAUGGAUGCUUUCUUGAUUUUCUUGGUUAAGGAUCAGGAAGAAACUUUCUACAGCGAUGAAAAGACAUCUGUGAUAGCUAUUGAGGAUUCUGGUAAAACUGAAGCUCAGGAAGCUGCCAGUGAAGACUCCUGCAAAGUUUUUGACAUCAGCAUUAACAUCAGUGCCAGGAACCGUCUCUGUGAACUCAUCCUUGACAUUAUCAAUGAAAAAAAGUGUCCUGAACAGAAAUAUCUGCAGCUUGCUUUGUCCUGGAACUGUUCUGAAAAGGCACAAGACAAAUUGCAGUCCUGGGAUUGUUCUCAAAAGACACAAGCAAAAUUAGAGUCUGGGGAUUGUUCUGCAAAAUUGGAGGAAGAGAAAGAUCAUAAGGCAACACAAACAGAAAAUGAAGGAUUGGACGAAGAUGAGGUAACAGAAUCAGACAACGAAGGACCGGCUGACGAUGAGGCAGAUGGCCUUUUGGACCACCUGAUGGAGAAAGCGUUGAUAGAAGAUCGAUAUGAAGUUGUUCGUACAUUUAUGAUGAAAGGCGUCAAAAUAUCAAGCUUUCUAAAGCAACACCAAGCCAACCUAUACUUUGUGAGCGAGGAAAACGAUCUCUUCAAAAAACUUGAAGCUGCUACAAGAGACAAGGAACAGGGUCAAGACAAGGUUAAAAAAUACGUAGAACAUCUUCUGGACGAUAUUACAAAAGAAAAUAAACCAAGUUCGCAUAAGGAAACACAAAAGGAUAACCAGAACAAAACACAACCAGAAAAGGAGCGACAGGCCAAAUAUCCGAAAGAACCAGAGCAGCAAGAAGUGGCCAAUGCAAAGUGGUCCGCAUUGUGCUGUUUACGGCCAUGCCUUAAAUCAGCAAAAGCACCUAUAACUUUCACGGAUCCGUUUAUUUUGGCAACACAAACCGAAGGUGAACUAUGGGCGAAAGAUAAGUGUUCCGCAUUGUGCCGUUUACGGACACGGCCUAAACCAGUAAAAGCACCUAUAACUUUCACGGAUAAGGCAACACAAACCGAAGAUGAACUACGGGCGAAAGAUAAGGAUAAACAGAUUGACCCUAGGCUAAAUGCAGAACCAGAACUCUUCCUCUUCCUGUGGGCUUUGUUGACAAUGAAGUUUAACUUGGCAAAGGUCUUACUGGAUGAAGUAAAGGACAAGACCACCACAUCGUUGGUUGCCUGCGCUUUGCUGAAGGCCAUACAGAAUAGGACUAUGGAAGACGUGAAUUUCCAAGACGAGCAAGAAGAUAUAAAUCAAAACAUUUUGGACUUUGAAGACCUGGCGAUAAAAGCAUUGAAUAUAAUAUACGAAAAAAAUCAAAACAAGACAUACAGACUUUUGAAAACUAUACAAAACACUGACUACUGGAGUAAUGUCACCUGCUGGGAAAUAGCAGAGCUCGCACGGUGCAGAAAGUUCAUUGCACAAGAGGCUUGCCAGAAAUUUGCCGAUGUCAUCUGGGAGGGCAGACUUUCCUUGCACGAAAGCGAUAAUGAUAAACAAGAAAAUCAAGAAGAGUCCAAAGAUAAGAGUAUGGCAUGUACUGAAAGUGUCUUCGCCCGUGCUGUGUAUUUCGUUUGCGCCAUCUUUGUUAUCGUCCCGAAAUUCUGUUUGAUUUUUUCACACAACAAGAGAGGAAAAGAACAGUUGGAACAUGCACUCGUUCAGCUUGUCGACAGAUGGCCACGAGAUUUCAGCAAUCCGUCCUUCAAGUUUUACAGUCGAUGGUUUUUGUUUAAUGGCUUUUUGCUGCUUUAUGCCUACGUUCUGAUGGUGCGGGUUUCUGAAUAUGAUGUUCAACCUUCGGAAAUCAUUCUCAUGAUUUGGUUCAUCACACUAUACAUAGACGAACUCCAUGUGUCAUUUGAAAUGGUUAGGCGACGCAAAAAUCCUCGUUUUUCUAUGUUUCUCUUGCAACUGAGCAUUCUCAAUGUUACAAACUACUGGCUGGGAAUUAUUGGAAUCAUCGUCUGGUUCUGUGGUUCGAAUGAUACUUUCCUUCACAUAAUCCUUUGCCUUAACUUUGUUGGAUUCAUCAUACGCCUUUUUCACUUCUUAACCAUCAACUCCAAGCUGGGCCCAAAGAUCUUCAUGAUUAAGCGGAUGAUUAUGGAGAUCAUUCUCUUUUUCGUCAUUUUCCUGAUCCUUUUCAUCACAUACGGCAUCAUCAAGUACUCACUAGAUAACAAAGGCGAAGGAGUAGUCAAUUCUUCAGUAGUGCUUGCUUUGCCCGUGGAAGCUUUCUGGCUCACGAUGGGGGACAGACCUGAGGAUGAUGAUGUAAAUGACGAAGACCCUAAAGUAAUCUUCCGAGGAAUAGUGAGAGUAGCCUACAUGAUGUUCACUGCCGUUCUCCUGAUCAACGUACUCAUCGCCGCUUUCAACUCCUUGUAUCAACGCAUCGAUGACCAGAAACAGGAUGUGAGAAAGUUCCAAAAGUUUCAGACAAUCGUCAAGUAUUCAAAGGCAAGCGUUUUCCCACCGCCAUUGAAUGUUUUCUAUCUUGCUUGGUGCCUGAUUUGUUAUCUCAAGCUUGAGUGCGGAGGCAAAGAUUCUGAAAAUUCCAAGACUGAUCAAGAUGACUUUAGAAUGAAUGUGAAAAAAGAGGACAAAGAGAAACUUCUGAAAUGGGCCAAGGUAACUACGGAGUCUCCAAAGCAAGAGACACCUAAAACUAUUGAAGAAAUCAUGAAUAAGGUCUUGGACAAAUAUUACAUUAAACGAAGACUGGAAAAAGAGAGAAGAAAACAUAAAGAACCUGCUAAUGAGGCUAAGGAUACAGAAAAGCCGCCCGAACAGAUAAAGAAAUUGACAAAGCUUGGCGGAUCUGAGAGUGAAAACCUGAAAACUGUGGACAAAAUGGUCAAAAGCGCUCACUACCACGCUGCUGAGGACACAGAAAAUCUGUCCAGGCCGAUUAAUGAAUUGACAAGGCAUGCCGAGUCUCAUAGUAAACGCCUGGAAGAUGUGGUCAGAAGUCUCAAACACGCUGAAACCCAGGCUGCCAAGGAUACAAAAAACAUGUCCCGGCUGAUUACUGAAUUGAAAGACCUUCUCGGAUGUCACAAUGGGGUCGAAAUGGGGUCGAAACCCCAGGCUACUACGGAAGCAGAAAAUCUGUCAGGGAAAACUGAAAAAAUAAUAGGGCUUGUCGAGUCUCUUAAUAAACGCCUGGAAGACGUGGUCCAAAUGCUCCAACGCACUCAAGCAGCUCUGUCCUCGCAGACGGCACCGACAAGCCAUGUGAAGUCUCCAAGGCCGGCAACUUCCCCAAGAAUGAAGGGGCGAAGGGCAGUAUGCGACACUUGUGCCACAUACGGCAGUUGUAUAGCGUGUGGCAACUUUCUUAAACUUACACCUAACCUGGUCUCUCCUAAGACACCUAGCCAGUCACCGAGGGCACAACCACGGAAACCUUUCCUCUGCUUGUAAAUUGACUUCACCACGCGAGUUUCUCACUACACCUACUACAGUAAAACGCCAUCAUCUGAAGACUUUAAAAGCAAAGUGACCCACUAGCCAAGAAGAAGUGUAGGGCGAGGUUUUGUGAAGUGGAGGAGGGCAGAGGAGGGGAGCCGUUGGGUGCUGGUCGGGGCAGAACCUUAGGAUGGACAGCACACAUACCAGCCUUGCUUUUCGUUCCUCUUUCCUGCAGCAGAGUUCAGGGACAUCAACACUAACUUCAUUUUGUUGUGCAUAUUUCCUUUUUAGUUACAUCAGCUGUUUUUUAUCAAUUUUUUAUUUUUUUAUAGUUAGGGCUUUGACCCUAAGGACAAUUAGCUAAUUAAUGAUCUCAAUAUCAGUUAAUAGGAGCAGCAAAGCGUUUUAAAAAACCCGUGUCAAUGUAGACUCAGUCGAAUAAAAAUAACAUAUUUAGUUUUCUGGGCAAAAUUUAUUUCACUGUAAAGAACCUGUUUUCUCGUGAGGGCUUUGUACAGCGACUGGGGAUGGAGAUUAGAUGCUUUAUAGUUUUGUACUUACUAGUGUGACUAAUGAUUGGGAAAAUUUCAAUUUGUUGUUGUUGUUAACAUUUUUUGGUUCAGUAGGUGUUUUAUGACUGAUUUAUUUGUCAAAUUGUAAUGUUUAUUUAUUUGAUGUAUUUUUAAAUUAUCUUGGAGUUCGUAUAUAAUGUAUGGGGUUUGAAAGUGUUAUGAUGAUGUAUUGGCAAAAUCUUAGAAAAUCCAUAUUAAGACUAAAAUACUUUAGUUUUGAACAUGCAAAGAAGACUUAGGGCAGCGGUUCUCAACCUUUUACUUGUGAACCCCCCCCCCCCCCCCGACGAACAAAGGUACGUCCGCGCGCCCUCCUUAGCCAGCAAUGUAAGCUAAUUUCACUAAUACCGGUAUAAGAAACUUUAAAAAAAUGACCACCUUCGCGCUCCCCUUGUAAGCACCGUUUGAGAACAGCGGACUUAAGGUACACGAAUACUACAAGCUUCAAAAUCAUGUGUCACAUGCUAUCAAUUUAUCUGGAUAUCGGAAGUUACGAAAUACGGAGUGGAUAUUCCCAGGUAGGGUAGUAGUUGGGGGAAGGGAACAUGUACAAGAGCUGGAUAAGACUAUCUCAUACACAUUAAGCCAGACAACGGUGAUAUAGAGCCUGACAACACUUUGUAUUCUUAAUAUCUCUAACACCAUCUCUCCGCACAUCCAACUGUAGGGAAGAACUCUAGGGAUGGAAAUGGGGGAUUAGUCAGAAUUACAUUGAAGCUAGAAGCUGAAAUAUCCAGUGUCUUAGACCAAAGAGGAAGACCAGAGGAAGAUAUUGCAGGUUUCUUGUCCAAUCAGCGUGCCAUCAGUUGUUGGCCACUCAAUCAAGCCGCUUAGGUGAGUGUUUGAAAUUCCCCUAUUGGUAAGUCUGGGUCGAGGUAGGGGUGCAAAUAUCUGUGGGAGCAUGGUGAUGCAUGCAGUUGACAGACGUACUUUAUCCUGACAAAAAUUACUAUUAUUUAUAAAUCAAAGACGGAGAAAUGCUGGAAAAAAGUGUAAUUUUAAUGAACUUAAUGGUACUUGAUAACCGGGUCCGAUGGCAUGGUUUAGUUGUGGCCGGCCCUAUGCUCCACUUGGGGUAAUUAGGAACAAGAAAACAAGAAUGGUAGUUGGUGACUUAGGUAGAUUUCUAUUCGAUGUUAUUGCAAAAAUUAGGAUGCUAUGGUUUUGGUAUAAAGUGGUAGACCCUUUUAAUGCACAUACAUUUUCUAGUAUUGCUUGUUGGUUUACCCACAAAUUGUAUGCAAAUAGCAAAAUCCAUUCAGAGUGUUAUUGAGAAAAAGAUUUACUUAAUAGCUUCGGGAUGCCAUGAGUUUGGGAGCAGCAUGAGAAUUUAGAAGUCUCCCUGAACUUGUUUCAAUAUAAAGUUUGAAGAUGUUUAUUCGACGUGCAUAUAUAAAAACCGUUCUCUGGAUUGUUUAGAUAUAUAUAUAUACGUUAAUGAUUGUAUAAAGUAUUUUUCUCAUGUGAAAAAUAAAUUACUUUAUUACCUGUUACAUUUUUAAAAUUUGGAACCUUGAAUAAGAAUCUUCAAGUCCAGAAUGAAUCUUGCAAUGCAUCAAGAGUUCAUCGACAUUCUACUUUCUGUAAAGCCUGUGAUACCGGAGACGAUUUUCAGUAUACUGUAUUCUGAUUUUUAAAAAAAAAACAAAAAACAUUUUUAAAAAUUUAUCUAAUUUAUAUAGACUAUCUGUGAUAGCUUUCAUAAGUAAUGUCAUUAGUUUUGAUAUGUAAUGUCAGUAGCUUUAGUCCUGUGAAUGAAUUACAAAAAAAUUAAUAUCUUAGUCAUCCUUUGUAUCAUUAUUAAGAUCUAGUUUCUUAUAUAACGCUGUUUUAUAUCUACUUUUAUUAAAGCUCUGUUUACAUUUAUUUAAACUUUAUAUAAGGAUAUUGUGUGGGUGAACUGUUUAUUGUGUAUAAUUCAAUUUUCCAUACCCCUUAAGGGGUAAAUGAAAAUAGUCUGAUGUCUGAUGCUUACAAAAGUAGUUCUCACUUUUAACUUAAAACCCACAGGACGUCCUAAAAACCACUGAGCUGUUGCAGACAACUCUUGGGGAUGUUAAAGCUUGCUUUUUCAUUUUGCUCUGUAUUUGUCAUGUGCUUGGAGCUAUUGUUCUUGAUAAUGUGUAUCGUUAGAGGCCGCUGAUAAAGUUAGUGAACUGAACUGUAGUAUAUAUCUGUAAACUAGACUUCGGCAUAAAGAUUAUUUGUGAACUAAGCUGAGUUGUUAAUAAAAGAAACAUAUUCGUAAAAGAAUUCGUGCGGAAAAAUAUCUUUGUCGACUAGGCUAUGUCUGAAUGAGAAUAGUUUGAACAAAUCAAGCUUCAACGGUGGAUAAAACGUCCAUUGUCCUACAGCCACGAUGUCAUAUAAAGGUAAGUUCGAAUGACUUUUAUGCAGUCAUAUAGCUGUACA